Messenger RNA from Amborella trichopoda, 1535 nucleotides. RefSeq names its product patatin-like protein 2. Gene Ontology annotation, molecular function: glycerophospholipase activity; monoacylglycerol lipase activity. Lineage: Eukaryota; Viridiplantae; Streptophyta; Magnoliopsida; Amborellales; Amborellaceae. Gene Ontology annotation, biological process: lipid metabolic process. The record is from RefSeq and is a predicted model, not a curated record.
UAAAACCCACGUACCCAAGCCUCUGCAUAUCUCUGUCCAACUUUGGUUUCAACCUUUGGCAUUAGUUCCUAAUACCAAAUAUUUUGGUUGCUAUCUUCUCGAAAAGGAUUGGAUUUUUUCUCAUAGAGUUUAGGAAGAGAUGGAAAGGAGAUUAUCGAGCAUGAACCAGCCCCCCACUUAUGGGGAUUAUGUAACAAUUCUGAGCAUUGAUGGUGGUGGAAUAAGAGGAAUUAUUCCCGCAACCAUCCUUAGUUUUCUUGAGUCUGAACUUCAAAAGCUGGAUGGCGAAGAAGUGAGACUUGCCGAUUAUUUCGAUGUGAUUGCUGGGACGAGCACCGGAGGCCUUGUUACUGCCAUGAUCACAACACCAGGAAAUAACGACCGCCCUCUCUAUGCUGCCAAAGAUAUCACCACCUUUUACCUUGAUCAUUGCCCCAAAAUUUUCCCCCAAUCAAGCGGGUUUCUUGGAUCUGCUUUCAAGUUUACGAGUGCGGUAACGGGCCCCAAAUACGAUGGAAAGUAUCUUCACAAGAUCGUCAGGAAGGAGCUCGGAGAUAAGAGACUUCAUGAAACUCUGACCAACGUUGUUAUUCCUACAUUUGACAUCCGAUUAUUGCAGCCCACCGUCUUUUCUUCCUACCAGAUAAAAGCUGAUAAAUCGAAGGAUGCGUUAUUAUCUGACAUUAGCAUAGGCACAUCAGCCGCUCCGACAUUCCUUCCAGCCUAUUAUUUUGAGAAUGAAGGGAACGAUGGGAAGAUUCAGAGCUUCAAUUUGGUCGAUGGAGCGAUGGCAGCCAAUAAUCCUACACUUGUCGCUAUGGGUGAGCUUACAAGAGAGAUAUUUAACCAGAACCCCGAUUUUUUUACCAUCAAACCAAUGGAUUACCGUCGAUUCCUCGUUGUCUCUCUCGGCACUGGUACUUCAAGUUCUACUGAUAAUUAUAGUGCAAAAGACGCUGCUAAAUGGGGUGUUUUGGGUUGGUUAUACAACAGUGGAGGCACUCCCCUUAUUGACACAUUUCAACAAGCAAGUGCAGAUAUGGUCGACAUCCACAUCUCUGUUGUCUUUAAGGCUCUUGAUUCUGAACAAAGCUAUCUCCGUAUUCAGGAUGACACAUUAACGGGAGACACAUCGUCGGUUGACAUUGCAACGGAAAAAAACUUAAAGGAUCUUGUGAAGGUGGGUACAGAGCUCUUGCAAAAGCAAGUUUCGAGGGUAAACUUGGAGACGGGGAAAUUUGAGCCGGUGCCAAAUGAGGGCACCAAUGAGCAAGCUUUAAUCAGGUUUGCAAAGUUAUUGUCCAAAGAGAGGAGAACUCGGCUGCAAAGAUCUCCUCACCCCUCCAGCGAAUGAGACUCUAUAGUUGUUGACACACUCAUAACUGAAGACUUGAUUCUUUGAUUUUAUUAUUUGUAUUCAAACUAGUCCGUGGGUUCUAAUCAUGUGUAUGGAUCCAAUUUGAUGAAUUGAUGUAAUGAGAAGACUCGAGCAACAACGAGUCAUUAAGAAAUAAAUACUCAUGCUUUAUAUUUUU